UCUCCAACUAGUAAUACUGAGGAUUUGUAUUCAUAUCAAGGAGAAAAUGCGUGCUGGCAGUAAAGGCCAGUAAUGUUCUCAACAUAUUCUAUGGCAAUUUUUCUGAGUGAACGUGACUACUAGCAGAACGGACCAAUUAUUGCAAUUUGUAACAAAAUGCUGUGAAGGAAUACAAGCCAUUCCAGAAUAUCUCAUGCCAUUUACAGUUCGGAUUUAGACUGCCCAAGUUGACGUCGUCGUUACGUCGGGCACAUCAAUCUCUUGAGAAUUUUCACUUGGCAUCAAACCCUCAAUUUUUUGGUUGUUGCGACAAUGGAGGAAGUAGAUCCUGAACAUGAAGCACUUCGGCUGGAAAUUGACACAUUGAAAGAAAAGAUUAUCACGAAGCAAGCAGCGGUGAAGGACAAAUCUCUCUUCGAAAUUUGUUCCGCCGUCGGAGCCGCUCCCCGAGUCAAACUGUCCACGAAACGAAUCCUGCGGGGUCACAUCCAUAAAGUGAACGCCAUCGACUUUGCAGCAGAUAACAGGCAUCUAGUUUCUGGCUCGUUAGAUGGGAAGCUUAUAAUUUGGGACACGUGGAAUGGAAGCAAGGUGCAGAUUAUUCCACUCAAAUCGUCCUGGGUUCUGGCAGUUGAUUACGCAGCGUCUGGUUUAUUUAUCGCCUCUGGUGGAAUGGAUAACAUGGUCACGAUCUACAAUUUGAAAACCCGUGACCCUGAUGGAAAUGCCAGCAUUAUGCGAGAACUGGGCUUUGGAGGUUUCCUUAACUGUUGCAGAUUCAUCUCUGAUAAAAAACUGUUGACGGGAUCGGGUGACCUCAAAAUAACUAAUUGGGAUCUGGUCAAGGGACUUGCCACAAGUGAACUGUACGGUCACGCGGGAGACGUUGCAUCCCUGUCACUCAAUCCCUUGGACGAAAACACGUUUGUUACUGGUUCGCUAGACCAAACGGCUAAACUGUGGGAUUUACGGGUACAAGGGGCUUGUCAAACAUUCUGGGGACAUUCUGGAGAUAUUAACUGCGUUUCGUUUCAUCGAUCCGGUCUGGCGUUCACCACGGCUUCUGAAGACAACAGUGCCCGACUCUUUGACAUCCGGAGUGACCAAGAAGUUGCAAUGUAUGAACCACCCGAAUCCGAAGAUUCUGGUCUCACGUCAUGCGUUAUUAGUCAGAGUGGACGCUACAUCAUGGCAGGUCAUGCUGACUCUGGGAUUCAUAUUUGGGAUAUUUUGAAAGGCGACUUGGCAGGCACGUUAACUGGUCAUGAGAGCCGUGUGACGGCUUUAUCAAUCUCACCCAAUGGAAUUGCCAUAGCGUCCUCGUCCUGGGAUCAGAAUGUUCGACUCUGGAUGUAAAAUAACAUGUAUUCAUAUUCACAAUAAAUACUGAUGAAUAUAACUUCUGUGAACAAUUCUUCAAUUAUGUAUGAACAGAAAGCAGAUGUGAAUUUUGAAAUCAAAAUAUUAUCGUAGGGUCAGGUACUAUUGUAAAAUUUAUCGUAUAAAAGCGUAAAUAGGGGCAGAAAUAUUCUACUGACUUGAUUAUUCCAUAGCAGGUUACAUACAUUUAAUAACCACAAUGCUACGCUCUGUCUCAAAAUGAAGAGAUAGUUUUAUAAAAUUCUACUAUUUCUUAAUAGCUUGGCCCUGGAGCCCAAAGUUUUAUUAUAUUAUAGCUCAGGUAUUGCUACAAGUUCAUGCCGAGUUUCAUUGACAUUUGACUUAAAUCAAGAACUUUAUCUGCAAUCUUAAAAAAUUAGUCAAAUUCGACUGUCUCAAAAGUAAGAGAUAGGGCAUUUUUAUGAAAUUUAAUUA
This is a messenger RNA of Folsomia candida, 1815 nucleotides long. It is a transcript of the gene Gbeta76C, whose product is annotated as guanine nucleotide-binding protein subunit beta-2. Gene Ontology annotation, cellular component: cytoplasm; heterotrimeric G-protein complex. Gene Ontology annotation, biological process: G protein-coupled receptor signaling pathway. Bases 313 to 1356 code for a protein of 347 amino acids. The record is from RefSeq and is a predicted model, not a curated record. Lineage: Eukaryota; Metazoa; Arthropoda; Collembola; Entomobryomorpha; Isotomidae. Gene Ontology annotation, molecular function: signaling receptor complex adaptor activity; protein binding. The transcript is spliced from 5 exons.